AUGGUGGCUUCCUCUUUCCGCUACGGGGUGACCAUCACCGGGGCCGUGCUGCUGGUGACGGGGACGCUGUGCUUCGCCUGGUGGAGCGACGGCGAGAUGGGCGCCGUGGCCAGCGGCGGCGCUCAGCUGGUGCCGCCCCGGGAAGCCCAUGCGGUCGCCAGCUCCUCCUCGUCCAACGCGCUGCUCCGCUCCGUCAGCUUCUUCUGCUGCGGGAUCGGCGGCAUCCUCCUCCUCUUUGGGCUGCUGUGGUCCGUGAAGGCCAACGCCAGGGUGGUGUCGCGGCGCUACCAGUACCACUUCCCCAGGGACCUCCAGUACUUCACUGCGGAGCCCCUUGAGAAAUGGAACUGCAGCGGCUGGGACGCCAGCGCCAUCCCCAGCUACGAGGAGGCGCUGAGCUGCCGCCCGGCGCCCGGCACCGCGGCCUACGUGCGCCCGCCGCCCGGCACCGAGGCCGCGGCGCCGCCCUCCACCAGGGACCACGAGGAUGAGGAGGAGGCCGAGGGGCGCUGGCAGGGCGGGCGGCGGCGCAGCUCCUCGGACGGCGCCCUGUGCCGCGCCGGCGCGGGCUGGGCGGGCUGCGGGCGCCCCGGCGAGGCGCGGGCCACGCCGCCCCCCAGCUACGAGCACAUCAGCGCCGGCGGCCUCUGA
Messenger RNA from Nothoprocta perdicaria, 651 nucleotides. RefSeq names its product transmembrane protein 61 (gene TMEM61). Bases 1 to 651 code for a protein of 216 amino acids. The transcript is spliced from 3 exons. The record is from RefSeq and is a predicted model, not a curated record. Lineage: Eukaryota; Metazoa; Chordata; Aves; Tinamiformes; Tinamidae.